GCGCCCGCUUCCAAGAUGGCGGUGACGAUGUCUUCCAGGCUGUCGGGGUGGCGGUGACGACGGGAAGCCGAAGAGCAGCUGGUCCCAGGAUCGCUGUUGGAGUGCUGGAUGGAGCCUUUCUCUGUCCUCUGUGACAUUUCCAAUUUUAGAUAAUGCCUCACAUCUCUGCCCCCCCGGGACCCCCUGAAGUCCCCAUGAUCCCGAAGAAGACAGCUUGAACCUAGACCUGAGCCCAGGAUGUUGCGGAGGCUGCUGGAGCGGCCCUGCACACUGGCCCUGCUUGUGGGCUCCCAGCUGGCUGUCAUGAUGUACCUGUCACUGGGGGGCUUCCGAAGCCUCAGUGCCCUAUUUGGCCGAGAGCAGGGGCCGACAUUUGACUAUUCUCAUCCGCAUGAUGUCUACAGUAACCUCAGUCACCUACCUGGGGCCCCUGUUGCCCCAGGGGCCCCUCCAGCUCCUCAAGGUCUGCCCUACUGUCCAGAACGAUCUCCUCUUUUAGUGGGUCCCGUGUCCGUGUCCUUUAGCCCAGUGCCGUCACUGGCAGAGAUUGUGGAGAGGAAUCCCCGGGUGGAACCGGGGGGCCGGUACCGCCCCGCCGGGUGUGAGCCCCGCUCCCGAACAGCCGUCAUUGUGCCCCACCGGGCCCGGGAGCACCACCUGCGCCUGCUGCUCUACCACCUGCACCCCUUCCUGCAGCGUCAGCAGCUUGCUUACGGCAUCUAUGUCAUCCACCAGGCUGGAAAUGGAACAUUUAACAGGGCCAAGCUGUUAAACGUUGGGGUGCGGGAGGCCCUGCGUGAUGAGGAGUGGGACUGCCUGUUCUUGCACGACGUGGACCUUCUGCCCGAGAACGACCACAAUUUGUAUGUGUGUGACCCCCGGGGACCCCGGCAUGUUGCUGUUGCCAUGAACAAGUUCGGCUACAGCCUCCCGUACCCCCAGUACUUUGGAGGAGUCUCGGCGCUCACUCCUGACCAGUACCUGAAGAUGAAUGGCUUCCCCAAUGAAUACUGGGGCUGGGGUGGUGAGGAUGACGACAUUGCUACCAGGGUGCGUCUGGCUGGGAUGAAGAUCUCUCGCCCCCCCACGUCGGUGGGGCACUACAAGAUGGUGAAGCAUCGAGGCGAUAAGGGCAACGAGGAAAACCCCCACAGAUUUGACCUCCUGGUCCGUACUCAGAAUUCUUGGACACAAGAUGGGAUGAACUCACUGACAUACCGAUUGCUGGCUCGAGAGCUGGGCCCUCUCUAUACCAACAUCACAGCAGACAUUGGAACUGACCCUCGGGGCCCCCGGACUCCCUCUGGUCCCCGUUACCCACCUGGUUCCUCCCAGGCCUUCCGUCAAGAGAUGCUGCAGCGCCGGCCCCCAGCCAGGCCUGGCCCUCUGCCUACCGCCAACCACACAGCCCCCCGUGGUUCCCACUGACUCCUCCUUCCUGCCCUCCUCAAUCAUGAAACUGAAUCAGAGGGGUUGUACUCUCCCCACCCUCAGCUCCUCACCGGUCUUAGAGGGAUGUGGGGGGAUUGAACUCCAGGGCUGCGCUGGAGGCAAGGGCCUCUCCUCACUGCUGGACUGGAGCUGGGCUCCUUCAGUCCUGGGGGGUCCCUCUUUCUAGGGUCACCUGCUAGGGCUUAUGACUGUGAAUCCUUGAUGUCAUGAUUUUAUGUGAUGACUCCUCAGAGUCCCUGGCCCCUGGGGUAAGAGCAGGGCUGGACCCCAAGUCCCUUCCUCUUCCGUGGAGAGAAGAGUGAUCUGGCUUUUCCUGGGACCUCUGUGAAUAUUUAUUCUAUUUAUGGUUCCGAGGAAGUACGUUUGGUGAAGGAAGCCCGUCCCUGGGUACUUUCUGCCAGUGCUGGAGUCACUUCCUCUUCUGGACCUGGCUCAGGGGGCUGGGAUUUUGAUAUAUUUUCUAAUAAAGGACUUUGUCUUGCC
Messenger RNA from Odobenus rosmarus divergens (Pacific walrus), 1935 nucleotides. RefSeq names its product UDP-Gal:betaGlcNAc beta 1,4- galactosyltransferase, polypeptide 3 (gene B4GALT3). Gene Ontology annotation, biological process: galactosylceramide biosynthetic process; carbohydrate metabolic process. The record is from RefSeq and is a predicted model, not a curated record. Gene Ontology annotation, molecular function: glycosyltransferase activity. The transcript has 8 exons. Lineage: Eukaryota; Metazoa; Chordata; Mammalia; Carnivora; Odobenidae. Bases 238 to 1428 code for a protein of 396 amino acids.